This is a messenger RNA of Penicillium verhagenii, 1944 nucleotides long. Its product is annotated as ferric reductase family protein. The record is from RefSeq and is a predicted model, not a curated record. NCBI's taxonomy places the organism in Eukaryota, Fungi, Ascomycota, Eurotiomycetes, Eurotiales, Aspergillaceae. Gene Ontology annotation, cellular component: plasma membrane. Bases 1 to 1944 code for a protein of 647 amino acids. Gene Ontology annotation, molecular function: ferric-chelate reductase activity. Gene Ontology annotation, biological process: intracellular iron ion homeostasis; iron ion transport; copper ion import. The transcript has a single exon.
AUGCCCCUCGCGAAGCUCAACACUCGCCACAUCCAGAACUUCAGCGCUGCCUCAAAAUUAGAGCCACAUUGGGGGUAUGCGGACCGCGCCUUGCCAUGUACCAGCGAUGCUGGUACUUGUGCUUACCUAGACGUGGUUUACACAUCCCACGACCAGGGAGUUCUAUACUCUGGCAUCAUGUGGUGUGUUAUCGGUGGGAUUUCCCUCGUUUGGGCUAUCUUUCACCAGGUGAGCAAAACGGCCACCCCUUCAAUUAGGGCUACAUCCGAAGUACCGAGGCUUCGCAGGGUUCAACAAACCUUCGCGUCUUUCUCCCGCCAGUAUCUCCUGCCUGAUGCUGCCCACGCAGUAUUUGGACGAACAACACGCCUUCAGGUUCUCAUUCUCGCCUUUUUGGUCACAUAUCUCCUGGUAUUCAGCUUUGUUGGCAUUUCCUAUAAUACGUGGAUCACUCCUGUAUCGGGCAAACCUGGCCUUUUUCAGACCCGCAGCAGCAUUGGACCCUGGGCAGACCGUAUUGGCAUUCUAGCCUUUGCUCUCACCCCACUUUCUGUCAUUAUGAGCACCCGAGAGUCUUUUCUUUCACUGAUCACUGGCUUGCCAUAUCAGAGCUUCAACUUCAUGCACCGUUGGCUGGGUUACAUCAUCUUUGUGCAGAGCUCUCUUCACACAGUGGGCUGGUGUAUAGUGGAGUUGAGGCUAUACCAGCCACAACCGUCCGUCAGUAUAGAGUGGAUUACGCAGAAAUACAUGGUCUGGGGAAUUGUCGCCAUGAUAUUGCUUCUUCUCCUCUUUGUACUGAGUACACCCCGGUGCAUCAGGCUCACAGGAUAUGAGACCUUUCGUAAACUUCACUACGUCCUUGCGACGGUCUAUAUUGGUGCAUGCUGGGGCCACUGGAAACAAUUGAAAUGCUUCCUUUUACCGUCAUUAAUCUUCUGGUUCCUGGACCGAGGCGCUCGUCUCGUUCGCACGGCGAUAUUACACUACCGUCCUGAUCACCCCGGGCUACUGGCUUUCAGCGCCGCAGAUGCAGCCAUCACUCGGUUUCCGGAUCAGGAGCAUGGAGAGGUGGUGCGGUUGGAUUUUGAAAAUAAACAGGACCUGUGGGCCGUUGGCCAGCACUAUUAUCUUUGUUUUACGCAGUGUAGCAUCUGGCAAUCCCAUCCAUUUACUCCUCUCAAUGCACCGAUGUGGGAAAAGGGCAAAGUAAAGCAUUCUUACCUGAUUCGAGCAAAAAGUGGCGAAACCAAGAAGAUCGCUUUGCAUGCUGAAAAUGGUCACCUUACCACCCCGGUCAUUUUAACUGGCGCAUAUGGCGACAGUAUCACAGGAGCAUUCACCCCGAGCACGAACAUUAUGUGUAUUGCUGGUGGCACUGGAAUCACAUAUGUGCUUCCCAUUCUGCUUGAACUUGUACGGCAACCCUCUCCGCCAAAUCGAAAGAUUGAACUUAUUUGGGCUAUUCGCCAUAGCUGCAAUACUGCCUGGAUUGCAUCAGAAUUGGACAUCCUGCAAAGGGCCCGCAAAAGAUUGAAUCUCCAUAUCAAGAUAUUCGCCACGCGAGACGCUAGUAUUGAAACUUAUCUCAUCAGCGACCACACGGACUACAAAAUUACCACGUCGGAGGUUGGCGACAAGGCUACCAGCGUUCCCAACCCUGAUACUCCUCUGAGCCACUGCAAUUCUGGAAACUCUCCAACGGUCAAUGAAUUGCAUAUGAAACAGAAUGCAGGUCGCAAUCACCCCGAUUUGGUAAACUUGGUCAAUGAAUUCUUGGAAGAUACGGUCCAAGGUCCAACAACUGUGUUUGCUAGUGGACCUGGUGAUAUGAUCAGCGAUUUGCGGAAUAUUGUUGCCAAUUCUAAUUCCGGUCCUAAAGUUUGGAAAGGAGACCAGAGGUUUGAUGUGAAUCUUGUGUAUGAUGAUCGUCUUGAGUGGUGA